AUUAAUAUGGCCCUGAUAUGGCAUUAAUAUGGCCCUGAUAUGGCCCUGAUAUGGCAUUAAUAUGGCCCUAAUAUGGCCUUUAUCUAGUAUCUUCUGCCAUCAACCUGUUAUGAAUCUGGCUUGAGUCUGAUAUUCUUCUGGCCCCGAUCUGGCGCAGACUGACUGGACAGUAGUCAUAGAGGCCAGCUUCUGUCGGGGCAGAGACAUUAUGUUUGUAGCUAAAGCUAAAAUCACCUGUACUGUGCUCAAAGAUAACCUAUUUUCUCUCUCUCUCUCUCUCUCUCCCUCUCUCUCUCAUGUUUAGCCCGGAGAACGGAACAGACAGCAGCGUCUUUCAGGACAUUGAUGUGUGCUGUGAGGAGAAAGAGAAGAUAGGGCAGACAAUAUGCGUUGCCGUGGUGAAGCUCUCAGCACGCAGAAGGCCUUGUUGUUUCCGCUACGCCCUGUGGAACACCAGCCUGUCCGACAGCGGACCCAUUUACGCCAGCAUCCAAAACAACAGCGUCACACUCAUCAGAGGCAUGUGGCCUGAUAAGAGCUCAUCGCCCCCUAGUGGUAACAUGUCAAACUGCAACAGCUCUGAAUCUUCCUCAACCAGAUGCAGCUCCACCUCCACCUCCAGCUCCUCCUCAGUCAACUGCACCAGACCUGUGGGUACUCGGCCGGAGCGCAGUGCGGAUAAUUGCUCCAAUGAGUUUGUGGCCCUUCCUGGACGUUGCAACUGUUCUCAGGGUUGUGACAGUGUGGCAUACUACUCAAUGGUGGUGACAAUCAACAACUCCUCCAUCACACAGCAAAACAUUGCAGCAAUGGUCAACAAACUCAAUCAGUCCCCAACCCAGAAAUGCAGUUCAUCUAAUUCCACCUGUCAGGCUGUGGAAACCAUUUCAGGGGUCUAUCAGGAAAGCGGUGUUGUGUGUGACGGCAAAGAAAAUGGUGGAUGUGUUGUGAUCCUGAAGCUCUCGCAGAUAACAGACAGAUGCACUGUGGCCACAGCUCUCUCCUUCCUGCUCAAUCAAUCAGGCAUCACCAUGGCAACAAGGGCCUGGCGUGUUGCUCUGUGUGGCCCUGCUGCGUCUCUGUCAGGUGAUCUGCGCUCGGAGGACUUCACUAGGCAGAGCAUCAACUUCACCGCUCAGCAGUUCUGUGCUAGUGGCCCCGCGUCUCUGAGCAUCCUCGACUGCCAACCAGGGAAGACCCUGAUAGUGCAGCUGAACGAAGGCUGCCCCUCUGUAUCCCCCCCCACUGCCUCCUCCACCUCCACCCCCACCUCUCCCAGCACCUCUCCAAAUGUCUCCAUGACGACCCCUGUCUCCAGUAACACCACCCGCCCCACACACAGCACCACGUCUGCAGGAGGAGGCCCAGCCAACAGUACUGCCCAGAGCUCAGCUGCUCCAUUGACCAACAGCAGCAGCACGGCCGCCACACACACGUCACCGGGAGCCCAGAACAGUACCGCCACAACACCAUCGCCCGCCAGUACCGCCACCAACUCAUCAUCUGGCAGCACCGUCACAACGUCCACACCUGAAACUCAGGCAACAGCCACAGCUGCAGGGAACAGCAGUGCUGAGAUGGCGGCUGACCAGCUCCUGGCUCUGACGCAGGACGCCUCCUCCCUCAACUCCUCCCAGGUGGAGCAGCUUGUGUCCCAGCUGGAGGUCCUGCUGUCGGGGCCCAACGUGAGCCUGGCCCUGGGGCGCACCUCCGUCAACAUCGCCAACAACCUGCUCAACGCCUCCGCAGCCGCUGUCGCCUCCUCCUCCACCAGGCUGAUCCGGAUCGUGGACACAGUGGGCCUGAAGCUGGAGGUGUCGGGGGAGAGCGAGUCCAUCCUGUUCGACUCUCUGGCCCUGGCUGUGAGCCGGGUGGACGGGACCAACUUCAGAGAGACCACCAUCUCCAUCGCUGACCCCACCAACCUGCAGGUACACACACCCACCAUCUCCAUCGCUGACCCAACCAACCUGCAGAUCGUCCCCAGGGUGGUGCGGUCGGUGUCGUGGGUGGAGGGGCGCACUGACCCCCCCCAGGGCUCCAUCACGCUGCCCUCCACCCUCACAGAUGUCCUCAGCCCCCAGCAGCAGCAGGAGGCGUCCAGGGUGCUGUUCAACUUCUACCAGCGCAGCACCUUCUUCCAGGACGCAGGUCUGAAGUCGGGGGAACUCAACAGUGGCAUCCUGAGCACCAGUGUGGCUAACCUGUCAAUCAGCGGUCUCCAAGACAACAUCACCAUCACUCUGAAAAACAACAAACCCAUUCCGGAGAACAGCUCUGUUUCUUGUGCCUUCUGGGACUUCACUCUGAAUGAUGGCUCUGGGGGCUGGAACGAUGUUGGCUGUAGUGUUGUAAAUGUCACCGAUGAGCAGACAAUCUGCAGCUGCAGCCACCUCACCAGUUUUGGCAUCCUCCUGGAUCUGUCGCGUGGAGAUGAAAUCACGAGUCGGCUGCAGGCCACCAUUCUGACCUACAUCACCUACAUCGGCUGCGGCAUCUCAGCCAUCUUCCUCUCCAUCACACUGCUCACCUAUCUGGCCUUUGGUAAACUGCGUAAGGACAUCCCCUCUAAGAUCCUGAUCCAGCUGUGCUUUGCGCUGCUGCUGCUGAACCUGGUGUUCCUGCUGGACGCGUGGCUGGCCCUCUACCCGGACGCCGUGGGCCUCUGCAUCAGCACCGCCUUCUUCCUGCACUACUUCCUGCUGGCCGCCUUCACCUGGAUGGGCCUGGAGGCCGUGCACAUGUACAUCGCUCUGGUCAAGGUCUUCAACAGCUACAUCUCCCACUUCAUGCUCAAGUUCAGCCUCGUCGGCUGGGGCAUCCCACUCCUAGUGGUCAUCAUCGUCAUCGCCAUCGAUAAGGACAACUACGGCCUCGUCUCUUACGGGAAGUACGAAGAUGGCACCACUGAUAAUUUCUGCUGGUUGCGUAACGGCAUAGCGUUCUACGUGGCGGUGGUGGCGUACUUCUGCGUGAUCUUCGUGAUGAACCUGGCGAUGUUCGUGGUGGUGCUGGUGCAGCUGCGGAGGAUCAAGCAGAACAACCCGCAGAACGUGCAGCACCGGAGCCACCUGCAGGACGCGCGCAGCAUCGCCGGACUCACCGUCCUGCUCGGGCUCACCUGGGGGUUCGCCUUCUUUGCCUGGGGGCCCGUCAACCUGGCCUUCAUGUACCUGUUCGCCAUCUUCAACACACUGCAGGGGUUCUUCAUCUUUGUGUUCCACUGUGCGGUGAAGGAGAACGUGAGGAGACAGUGGAGAACGUACCUGUGUUGUGGCAAAAUGAGACUGGCUGAGAACUCAGACUGGAGUCGGACUGCCACUCAGAACAAGAACAAGAAGUCUUACAUUUCCGGAUCGCAGAACUCUAGCUCCUCCACCACCUGCCUGGCGCCCGAGUCCUCCGUCCGCACACGGAGCACACGUGGAAGUCCGUCUGACGACCGAAUUAUAUCAGACACAGAGAUCAACUCGGACGUCGUCCAGAACCAGAUCAACAGCCAGUAUCACAACCCUUCUCGUGCUCAGGCUGAUUGGAUCAGACCCCGCUCAGACUCCAGAGGGUCGUAGGUCAUAGGUCAUAGGUCAAAGUGUACGGUACGCCACGGCCUGACCAGAACUCUAUGUGUUCCACUAUGAGGGCGCUCCCUCUGACCAGCUCCAUUAUGAGGACGCUCCCUCUGACCAGCUCCAUUACGAGGACGCUCCCUCUGACCAGCUCCAUUAUGAGGACGCUCCCUCUGACCAGCUCCUCUGACCAGCUCCUCUGACCAGUUCCACUAUGAGGACGCUCCCUCUGACCAGUUCCACUAUGAGGACGCUCCCUCUGAUAUCCUUCAAGCCAUUUUCAGCAAUGGGGGGGCAGCUGACCUCUGACCUUUAUGUGCAUUUCCUGUCCAGUUCACCUGACUGGACUAGCUCUUCAGCUCAGCCCUCUAUUGCCUGAGCACAGAGGAUUUACCCAAAGAUCCUUGAUUGCUCCUCUUCAACCCUCUCUGAUUCAGCUGAUGAGGGUUAUUAUAAAUGUCAGAUGACCUAAGGGUGGACCCGCAAAAGACAAGGAACGGGAUGUUGUUAAGGAAGAAGAGAAGUGAUUUAUUCUACAGGCUGUAUGUAAUCAAAUGACUGCCCUGUCCACUGAGUGAGGGUGUAAUAUUGACCUCUCCUUCAUGUGGAUGUGGAGCGCCUCCUUGUGAUUAAAACUGGAAGUGGACGAGUCACCCUGGCUAAAUAUCUUUCGCGCUCCUUGUGUGUCAGUAUAUUCUGUAUAUUGUAUAUAUGAUGGUGUCUGACAUUGCUUUUGCCAUUACUGUGUAAUUUCAUCACUCUGACUUUCUAGAAUCAUAUUCAUUCAUAUUAGACCCACUCUUACCAAAGAGUUUACAAGUACACAACUAAACCCACUGCCCCCCUCCCCCAGGUCAAGAUUGGGGGG
Molecule: messenger RNA, 4434 nt
Organism: Alosa alosa (allis shad)
Lineage: Eukaryota; Metazoa; Chordata; Actinopteri; Clupeiformes; Clupeidae
Product: adhesion G-protein coupled receptor G2
Exons: 26
Coding region: 297-3569 (1090 amino acids)
Biological process (GO): cell surface receptor signaling pathway; adenylate cyclase-activating G protein-coupled receptor signaling pathway
Cellular component (GO): membrane
Molecular function (GO): G protein-coupled receptor activity
Source: RefSeq, a predicted model, not a curated record